Molecule: messenger RNA, 288 nt
Organism: Iphiclides podalirius (scarce swallowtail)
Lineage: Eukaryota; Metazoa; Arthropoda; Insecta; Lepidoptera; Papilionidae
Source: the annotation of a GenBank genome assembly
AUGAUUGAUUGGUCGCAACAACCGACGCAGCGUAUUGUCUACUUACACAUGUCGCAUCUGAUCGCCCUGGGAGCUGAGUCGGGCAAGAUAGGCCGCCUGUUUGCGAUGAUGAUACAUAUGUACGCGGAGAAAGUAGGGGCUUCGCAUACUUUUCUGGCAUAUGUCUCAUUGGAGAGUACCCUCGCGCGUGUCAUGCUUAUCCCUUAUGUGCACCUUCAGAUUGUAGCGGGUGGCGAAGAACCGAUGGCAGGAUGGACACUUUACGCCGCCCGUUUUGCAGUUCCACCC